UCCUCCUUUCUGUUCAGGUACUCUCCCCCUUUCUUCAGAUCCGGGAAGCCUUCCAGCUGGGGGCAGCAGGACACCCCCUCCCCCACACCCCCAGGAGAGGUACUGCUGUGAGAUCUGGAAUUCUGGCCAAAGCUGUUCCAAGACUGCUGGGGAGAGAGGGCCUCCCUCUCCCAUGAUCAUCUUGUGUGUCCUUUGUGAACCUUCAAGUCUAUUUGGUGACAAUGGUGCAAAGAGGUAAACAGGACUUUGCCCAGGUGUGCCAGGUUUGGAUGCCAGUACUGCAGGGGCUUUCUCUGCUGCUCCUUGUGAACCGGCAGAUGUGGUUCACAUGGUGAGAAAGAAUCCUACAGGCAAACACUCACUCUUUCUCCAGUGUCCCUGAAGAGGGGGUGGCCUGGGUGAUUCCCCACUUCUCCCUCACAAUGUCAUUGUUUAUAUCUGGACUGCCCCAAGAUGCUCCUCCCACUUUAUCCCCUUGGAAGCCAAACCACUUCAUAAGCUGUAUAAGGUCCACGCCCCAAGGACUGAGUGAUUGCAGAAACUGACCUUCUGUCUUUCUGGGACACCACGCUGGAGACCCAGUUAGGCUUUUCCAGGAAAGUGAGGCCACCAUGGCUCUGGAGAAGUCCCUGGUCCUGUUGCCACUGCUAGUUCUGGCGCUGCUGGUGCUGGGGUGGAUCCAGCCUUCCCUGGGCAAGGAAUCCCGGGCCAUGAAGUUCCAGCGGCAGCACAUGGACCCAGGCAGUUCCUCCAGCAGCAGCUCCACCUACUGCAACCAAAUGAUGAGGCGCCGGAAUAUGACAAACGGAUGGUGCAAGCCGGUGAACACCUUUGUGCAUGAACCCCUGGUAGAUGUCCAGGCCAUCUGCUUCCAGGAAAACGUCACCUGCAAGAAUGGGCAGACCAACUGCUAUAAGAGCAACUCGACCAUGCACAUCACAGACUGCCGCCUGACGGGCAGCUCCAAGUACCCCAACUGUGCAUACCGGACCAGCCAGAAGGAGAGACGCAUCAUUGUGGCUUGCGAGGGGAGCCCAUAUGUGCCAGUCCACUUCGAUGCUUCUGUGGGGGACUCCACCUAAGGUCAGAGCAGCGAGAUGCACCCCCACCUCAUCAUUUCGACACCCGCCUCUCCCCAAUUCCUUCCUUGCCCGGAAAGAAAUAACUCCAGUUAGGGCUCCUAUUCAACACACAUAUGCUUCCCUCUCCUGAGUCUGGCUCCUGCAUGCUUUUGGGGGUGAGGAGUGGGUUGUGAGGUGGGCUUCAUGUUUCACUGCUUCUUUCAAUAAAACAGUUGCAAACACCU
This is a messenger RNA of Lemur catta (Ring-tailed lemur), 1306 nucleotides long. RefSeq names its product ribonuclease A family member 1, pancreatic (gene RNASE1). The coding region runs from base 612 to 1082 and encodes 156 amino acids. NCBI's taxonomy places the organism in Eukaryota, Metazoa, Chordata, Mammalia, Primates, Lemuridae. Gene Ontology annotation, molecular function: RNA nuclease activity; nucleic acid binding. The transcript is spliced from 2 exons. The record is from RefSeq and is a predicted model, not a curated record.